This is a messenger RNA of Fonticula alba, 1630 nucleotides long. Its product is annotated as capping protein (actin filament) muscle Z-line, beta. Gene Ontology annotation, biological process: barbed-end actin filament capping; cell morphogenesis; actin cytoskeleton organization. NCBI's taxonomy places the organism in Eukaryota, Rotosphaerida, Fonticulaceae. Bases 249 to 1208 code for a protein of 319 amino acids. Gene Ontology annotation, molecular function: actin filament binding. Gene Ontology annotation, cellular component: F-actin capping protein complex; cytoplasm. The record is from RefSeq and is a predicted model, not a curated record. The transcript is spliced from 6 exons.
GCUCACACGGGGAUGGGUCCUGACCGGGUGCACCAACGAGCGGGACGGAGGAGAGAGAGGGGGCGCAGCCGGGGCACCAGGGGCGAAAAAGUUCCCGGAUGCCAGCCGGCCUACCGGCCAUCAGCUCCCUUUUCCAACCUCAGGCCAGAGCACAUUCGACUUUGCUCCAGGCGCCCGAGGCAGGGGGCUCCGUCCCUCGGACACGCAAGCCUGGCUCGGGCAUCCGCGGCGGAAGAUAGCCUCAAGUGAUGCCAGACACAUUCCCCUCCAUCCACUUGCCCUCACCAAUAGUUCGACCCAACUCCCCAUCGUUGUGGCCGCGCUACUUUUCUCAUUUCCCCCCCUCCGCCUGUUCUUUCCCAUUCUCCUGGCACAAGACACCCACAUCCAAAAUGGCCGACUCCUUCGACUGCGCUCUCGACCUGAUGCGUCGCCUGCCGCCCCUGCACACCGAGCAGAACCUCCUCAAGCUCAUCACCCUGGUCCCCGAUCUGACUGAGGACCUGCUGUCCACUGUUGAUCAGCCCCUCAAGACCAGCGUCUGCAACACCACUGGCAAGACCUUCCUCCUUUGCGACUACAACCGUGAUGCCGACUCCUACCGCUCCCCCUGGUCCAACAAGUUCCAGCCCAGCCUGCCGGAUGCCAACUACCCCAGCGACAAGCUCCGCAACCUGGAGAUCCUGGCCAACGAUGCCUUCGACACCUACCGCAGCCUCUACUUCGAGGGUGGUGUUUCCUCCGUCUACCUCUGGGACCUCGACACUGGCUUUGCUGGUGUUGUCCUGAUCAAGAAGACCGGUGAGGGCUCCACCAAGAUGUCCGGCUCCUGGGACUCGAUCCAUGUCUUCGACGUCGCCACCGAGCACCCCCAGUCCCCCUCGACCUACCGCCUGACCUCCACGGUCAUCCUGAACAUGGACUCCACCACCGCCGACAGCGCCGCCCUCAACCUGUCUGGCAACCUGACCCGUCAGUCCGAGCUGACUAUCCCCCAGAUUGAGACCUUCGACUCGCACCUGGUUCACAUCGGUCGCAUGAUCGAGCAGAUGGAGAUCACCAUGCGUAACACCCUGCAUGAGGUGUACUUCAGCAAGACCAUGGACAUUGUCAAUGAUCUGCGCUCCACCCGCCCCCGCGCUGAUACCAAGCUCCAGACCGACCUGGCCAAUGAGCUCGCCAGCAAGCUGGUCUCCCGCCAGAAGUAAGUGUCCUCAUCUUCCGCUGGGCGCGCCCAGUCCCCCUCCUGUCCUCCAUCAGACAGACGGGGCGAUUGUGGUGACCCGUGUCUCCGCCUCCCCACGUCUUCUCCCCUCCCCGUCGGUCCACCUCCCUCCUCCUCAUGAUGUCUCUCUUCUCUUCGAGUCGGCGGUCCUUUUACUACCAUCAUCUUCCACACUCCUUCCGGAGUCGUCCGGCAGAGGGUGAGGGGGUGGGCGGGGGGGCGGUUGGGUUCAUGUACAUACAUGUGCACGGCCGCCCCUCGACGAGGCGUGCGUUUCCCAUGCUGCUGAUACAUAUGGCAUGUAGGUGAGUGGAGGGUCGGCCUGUGGCGCUGAAGUUCACUUCCACGGACCUUCCCCCUGUCUGCCUCCAUCCCCUCCCCCGCCACAUACACACACACACACAC